Molecule: messenger RNA, 5778 nt
Organism: Papilio polytes (common Mormon)
Lineage: Eukaryota; Metazoa; Arthropoda; Insecta; Lepidoptera; Papilionidae
Product: sortilin-related receptor-like
Exons: 25
Coding region: 89-5725 (1878 amino acids)
Biological process (GO): post-Golgi vesicle-mediated transport
Cellular component (GO): Golgi apparatus; membrane
Molecular function (GO): protein binding
Source: RefSeq, a predicted model, not a curated record
GUCAAAUCUGUUAAAAAUUACAGCGCAGUUUUAUUCAAUUUACGUGUAUGAUCGGCUGGGUUUGUGGAUUCAUUGCAGUGAUGACAAAAUGUUUACAGUCAUAAGACGUCGAAUAUGUUUAAUAGCAUUGCUGUAUUUCAUUCCGUGUGUUUUGUCUUUACACGAAUAUGAAACGUGGGAAAAAUCAUUAUACGUGGCACAAGAACCGCUUGAGGGUUCCGGGAAAUUAUUCGUAAUAAAUAAAUUCGAUACAGUCGGAGAUGGUUCGCGUUUUGAAAGGAAAAAACGCGAAGCGCCAACGACCCCGGCGCCGGCUCUCGAGAAAAAUAUAAGUACAUGGACAACUCAUCUCAAUGACAGUCACCAGCAAUUGAUGGUGCAUUGGGUAGGCGAGGGGUCCAAGGUCAUAAUUUGCUUAGCAAGAGAUUCUAGUCCAAGGAGCAAUGGAACCCUAUCACCAUCAGCUCUCUUCAUCUCUUACAACUAUGGUCAGACAAUUGUCAAUAAAACAGAAAGCUUCAGAUUGGAUGACACACCAAACAGUGGAUAUGCUCAGCUGGACAGGUUCUACAACCAUCCAAAACAUCCAGAGUUUUGUGUUUUUGUUGAUUCUACCAACAAAAGGUUGUACUAUACUGAUGAUAAUGGUCACAAUAUACUCAGAUCGGAACUCACAUUUCAUCCCAGUGAGUUGUUAUUUGAUGAAGAUAAUCCAAAAAGAUUUGUUGUAUUGGAUAAAGUUGGCCGUAAUCGCAUGCUCUACAUGACUUUCAAUGGUGGCAAGACAUUUACUCUCAUCCAGAGCUAUGUGAAGACAUUCUACUGGUCUUCAGGACCUGGUUUUCCGAAGAUGUUCUAUCUGGAACGCUGGGAGCCAAAUCGCAGCAGCACAGUACUCUCUGUCAGUGACCCUGAAGAUAUGAUAAACGCUAAAGUCUUAUUUGCGGAUGCCAAGGAGUUCCAGAUCAAAGGAGAUUACAUGUUUGCUAUGAGACAAAAAGAUAAUAACACGUUAGACCUCUACAUUUCGCAUCAACGAGGUCCAUUCUACAAGGCCGAGUUCCAAACAGAACUGGACAGGAGGAAGUUUCACAUAGCGGAUGUGACGGACAAACGUAUAUUCAUCUCUGUCAUGCACACUGAAAACCUAACUAACUUGUAUGUGUCAGAGAUAAGCAACAAUUUCACACAGUACAACUUUGUGCUGAGUUUGGAGCAAGUUCUGUGCUACUUCCCUCAGGGCAAUUGGAAGGAUAGCUGGUUGGAAGAUGUAACGGAUGAUGCGUUCACGGAUCUGUACCGUGUGGAGGGUUUGAAGGGCAUCUACAUCGCGUCCAAGGUCAACUCAAAGUCCCUGAUCGCCGACAUAGAGCCUGAACACCUCGUCUCCCUCAUCACCUUCGACCACGGAGUUACAUGGUCAUUGAUUAAACCACCGGCGGAAGACGAAAAUGGAAAGCCAAUCAGCUGCAGCGAUUCAAAUCAAACGGAGAAAUCCUGUAGUCUACACUUGUGCCAGAAAUUUAGCCAGUUGUAUCCAGUCACAAGCCCGCCUGGAAAUGUAAUAAGCAAUGCUAUGAGGUCCGCAAGUAUAAUGAGUUCUAAAUCUGCUCCGGGGAUCAUAAUGGCGACUGGUGUUGUGGGUCGGUCCUUGAAAGGUAUCCCAGGGGUUUAUCUGAGCCGCGACGCUGGCCUCACCUGGAAGAGAAUCCUCAAGGACUUUUACUUCUUUAAUUACGGAGAUCACGGCGGUGUGCUGGUCGCUGUUAAAUACUUCAAAAUGUUGAGUGAAACCAGAGAAAUCCUGUAUUCUACAAAUGAGGGCAUUGAAUGGAAUUCUUAUCAAUUUAACGCCAACGAUCUUAGGAUUUACGGUCUCAUGACCGAACCCGGAGAAAAUACAACAGUUUUUACAAUGUUCGGUUCGGCAAAUGAACAACAUCAGUGGAUAAUCAUAACUAUAGAUCUUCAGAAAGCUUUCCCACGGAAUUGUACGGCGGACGAUUACAAAGAUUGGUCUCCCUCACCACCGAAUACUGCGGCUUCCUGUGUAUUGGGUACUAGAGACGUAUUCCAGCGUCGGCUCGCUCACACAAAUUGUUACAACGGUAUCGACUACGACGGCCCCAUCAGGAAAGAAGUGUGCGAAUGCGGUAGAAGAGAUUUCGAAUGCGACUUCGGAUUCGUUCUGUCGCGUAACGUAUGCGAACAUAAUAAGACCUCGAAAUACGAUCCGUAUUCGAUUCCACCGGGUUGUCGACCGGGCGAAUAUUAUCUACGUACGAAAGGCUACAGAAAGAUUGACGGCGAUGUUUGCACAACUUCUGGAUAUUUACCUUACAACCCCGAUGAGAUCCCCUGCCCGCUCGACGAGCCAACGGAAUUCCUAUUAGUCGCCUUAAGGGAUAAAAUUGCUCGAAUUGAUUUAUCAGAUAAUACUACCAUUUUCCCAAUCAAGGACCAACAGAACAUUGUUGCUAUUGAAUUUGAUAUGAAAAAUAAUUGUAUCUACUGGGCCGAUAUUGAAGUAGAUAAGAUCAGUCGACAGUGUUUCGAGACCGGAUUCGUUCAGGAAGUCGUUGUCGAUACAGAUCUCGCCAGUAUUGAAGGAAUGGCCCUCGACUGGAUAUCUAACGUUUUAUUCUUUGUUGACGGCAUGAGAAAGAAAAUCGAAGCUGUACGAACGGAUCUUUCUAGCGAGGGGAGAAUGAGAGUUACGAUUUUAGGUCCAGAUGUGUUAUCUAAACCGCGGGGUAUUGUUGUGCAUCCUAAAGCUGGCUAUCUGUUCUGGACAGACUGGGAUAGGAACAACCCUUCAGUCUCUCGAUCUAAUCUCGAUGGAUCGCAUAUUGUGAGACUGUUCGAAAAACCGAUCGUGCAAUGGCCUAAUGGCAUAACUAUAGAUCAAAUGUCAGAGAGAAUAUACUGGGUGGAUGCGAUGGAAGAUUAUAUAGCCAGUGCCGAUCUGAAUGGACAGUAUUUUAAGAAAAUCUUAGUAAACGACGAGAAAGUAUCACAUCCAUUCGCGGUCGCCGUGUUAAAGGAUAAGAUGUACUGGGAUGAUUGGAAAGCCAAGUCGAUAUUUAUAGCCGAUAAAGACAACGGUCAAAACGUUAUAACUAUUAACGGUUCCUUCUCGGGUCUGAUGGGUUUAAAGGUGUUCGCACACUUCAUCCAACACGGCAGUAACGCGUGUUCGUACAAGAAUACGAGCUGCGACGCGCUGUGCCUGGGCGGGCCGGCUAACUCUUUCAGCUGUCUCUGUCCCGACGGCUUUGUUAAAUCGCACGGCAAAUGUCUGUGCCCUAAUCUCGUCGAGCCGUACGCCAACCUCACCUGUCCGAAGAAGCCAGGAGCUACGUGCGCUGCGGAUCAGUUUUCGUGCAAGAACGACAUGUGUAUAGCUCAGUCGUGGCGCUGCGACGGCAACGACGACUGCGGCGACGGGUCGGACGAGGCGGGCUGCGUGUGCGCGCCGCCACGCGUCGCCUGCGACAACGGCAGCUGCUACCUGCCGCAGUGGCGCUGCGACGGCGACAUCGACUGCUCAGAUAUGACUGACGAGAAAGAUUGUGGCAAACAUAACUGCAGCGAGAAUGAAUUUCAGUGCGGUAAUGGUAAUUGCGUGGAUAAACGCUGGGUGUGCGAUGGAGACAACGACUGCAAGGAUGACUCCGAUGAACGCAACUGCACGAGUCAAGUGAAGCGUCCAAGCACGCAGGUGAACUGCUCCGUGCACAUCCUCACUGCCAAGAUCUGCGACGGCGUCCCCGACUGCGCGGAUCACAGCGAUGAGACGCACUGCACUAUGAAGGCGAGCAAGCCGUCGGGCGCGUGUCCGGGCGACCAGUUCGAGUGUGACGAGGGCACGCGGUGCGUGUGGCGCGGCGCGCUCUGCGACGCGCGGCAGGACUGCUACGACGGCUCCGACGAGACCAACUGCUCCAGCCAUGACCACAAUUACCAUUAUGUAAGCCUGGGCGUGGACCAGUCUUCGAUCAACUCGACCAGUUUCCUGGUGUCGUGCUGGCUGGCGCAGCAGCAGCGAGUCAUGUACAGCUUCCUGCCCUCUAUCGCUAACGUCAGCGACGGCAUCUGGCGCAACAUGACAUGGACCACUGACAGCGUAUACCGAUUCACAGGCUUGGAGCCGUACACGAACUACAAUGUGACGUUCUACAUCAGAGACAGCAAGUCCAACAACACAUACCCCGCUAUGAAGUAUGUCAAUACUACUACUGGGGAAGGAGUGCCGUCUCCUCCGCUGCGAGUGAGCGUGCGCCAGAUGAUCGGCAGCCGCGUGAACGUGAUCUGGGACCCGCCGGCGCGGCCGCGCGGCCAGCUGCGCCGCUACACGCUGCACUACGCGCCGCCGCUGCCGCCCGCGCACAAGGUGCUCUUCGUCACCCACCACGAGCCCGUCAGCCUCACCGUCCGGGGAUACUUCAAGCCUAAUACUAAUUAUUCAUUCUGGGUAACGGCAACAAACAACGCGUACACAUCGAAUUCAUCAGAGGUGAUGUAUUUGACAUUCGACGAGAUGGGUGACGUGGACGAUCUGAAGAACAUUACCGUGACGCGGCUCGCCAACAAUACUGUCUUCGUGCGUUGGGACAAAAUCCGCAGUGUGGAUGGUUAUAUCGUCAGUAUUCAGCUGCCAUUGCUGUAUUCACACCUCGAGCCUGUGCAGACCAAGGACAAUAAUGUUACACUGAAAAACCUACCACCCGGCGUCAAAAUCUUCAUCCACGUGAUGGCGUACAAGGGUUCGAUGAUCGGAGAGCCUGUCACAGAGGUGGUUGUCACGGAAGGGGAGCGAGACGAGAUGCUGAACAUGACAGCAAUAUUACUAAAAGAGAAGAGGACCGCAGUACUCCUGAGCUGGUCCCCUCCCCUGGCUGACAGGUACAAGGACAAGGAACUGCAGUACGAAGUGAUAUACACUGAUGCAGCGCAUUGGAGGAUACCCACUGACUUGAAGGAGGGUCAUGAGAAGAAAAUAAUAACAAAGAAUACGAGCAUAGUUAUCGACGGGUUACACGCUUGUGAGACAUAUGUGUUCACGGUUAGUCUGCUCGGGGGACCCGUCGCCAAGUACAAGGAAAUUGUUACCAGAGAAAAUCCCAAAGCACCUAUUAAGGACUUGGACUACGAAUACAUCAAAGAGAAGUCAGAGUUAAAGAUCAAAUGGCACAUAAAUUGUAAUGCGCUUAGUGAAGCUGUACCUUAUAGGCUUGAAAUAACGGAAUUAACACACAACAAAGUAAGCCGGUAUGCGCUCAACGCGACGCGCAACUCCACCCUACAGCAUGUCAUUGAACACGUUCCAGUCGGCGGCAGAUUCAAUAUUUGUGUUGCUGCGCACGUAGAAGACGCGUCCAAGCGUUGUAUCGAGGUGCGCACGGGGGCGCUGCCGGCGCCGCGCGGCCUUGUCGCCUGGCUCGCACCCAACGGACACCUUGUGCUCAACUGGCAACAUGUUGAAGGACCUGAUACACCUAAGCACAAGUACCAGAUCAUAGUGUCGGAGAAGGAGAUCCCGGAGGACCUGGUGCAGCCGGAGGCGGGCAUGCGCGUGGAGGAGGCGGAGCGCUCGCCGCUGCUGCUGGCGGUGGCGGCGGCGGCGCAGCGCCCGCUCUACGUCAGCGUGCGCGCCGUCACACACGACGGAUACUACAGCGAGCUCAGCGAGGUCAACACCCUCACUAUGGAAGGUACGACCUAACAAUAGUAUCACUUGAGCUGAGGUACGGUACUUCUUGUGGAUUUGACAGUGGA